CUCCUCACCCAGCCCGGACUCCUCACCACGACUCCUCACCCCCCCCCCCCCCCGGCUCGCCGAGGACAUCGCCUCCCUCUGCUCUGCCGCAAGCUUCUGCGCUCGCCUCGCCUCGCAAUAUCCCCUCGCCCGGGCGGCUUCUCCUCCUUCUCCUCCCAUCGUUCUCUCCCUCCUCUCUCCCCUCUCUCUCUCGCCGCGUCCCUCCUCUCCCUCCUCGCGAGGUCUGGGGUAGAGUGUGGGGGGGGUCUAGACAGAGGUCAGGGACAGAGGUCAGGGACAGGGGUCUGGGAGAGGGGUCAGACACUAGGGGUCAGCUACACACAGAGGGCUUGGGCUGGGGUCAGACACAGAGGGGUCUGGUCAAGGUGUCAAGGUCUGGGCUAGGGCUCUGGGCUAGGGCUCUGGGCUAGGGCUCUGGGCUAGGGCUCUGGGCUAGGGCUCUGGGCUAGGGCUCUGCUCAGAGAGGGGGUCCUGGAGAAGGGGGUCCUCUCCGGGGGGGGGCCUCCCGGGCCCUGGCUGGGGAUGGGGUCUCUGGGGGCGGGGGGACGAGGGCCGCACGGUGAUGGUCGCGCCGCCUCUGGGGCUCGGCCCGUGUCGGGCAGCAGCGGCCGCUGACGGCCACGGAAGAGACGGAGCCAGAUAGGUGGUGAGGAGGUGGAGGAGGUGGAGGUGGUGGUGAGAGAAGAUAGCAUCUCAGGAGGAGGCGAGGGAAGCGACGUGGUGUGGAGAAAGAGGAGGAGGUGGUGGUGGUGGUGAGGAGGAGGAGGCUGCUGUGACAGCCAUCGGCAGGGAUUUCAACAUCAGCGGCCGCAGCCACCGGCGUGCAUGCGCGGGUCUCGGCGCGGGCACAGCCCGGGGAGGGACGGGCGAGGCACCUCGAGGGGGUCGGGGGGUCGGGGGGCCAUGAGCUCCACGCAGGGCCCCGUGGCCUGCGUGCGGGGGGCCCGGCAGCUGAGCCGCCGCUCCCGCUCGGCCCGAGACCGGGGCCGAGACCGGGGCCGAGACCGAGACAAGGAUGCCCGAGACCUGGACAAGGACAAGGAGAUGGAUCUGCCGGGGCUCGGCAGCCCCAAGAAAAGUCGCCCUCCCAAGGGCGCCACGUCGCCCUCCUCGGGCUCGGAGGGCCUCGGGGCCCCCCCCCCAGGCUCACGGCCCCCGGCAGGGCCAGCCUCGUCCCGGCCGCCCAGGCGCCGUAAGAGGGCCGAGCAGACGGCCCCUCCACCCAAGGAAAUACUACUACUACAUCACGACAAGGAGGAGAAGAAGAAGGAGGAGGAGGAGGAUAAAGAGGAGGACGACGACGAGGAGGAGGACAUCAUCGAUGGCUAUGCCAUCGUGAGCUUUUCGUCGCUGGAUGCGCUGGAGAGCGACUUCACUCUGAGACCCGACGAACGAGCUGCCAAGCGGGAAAAGCGAUUGGUGCAGAAGAGGCAAGGCGAGCGAUGCGGUGCCCUGCUGGAGCACGCCGGCGUCGGCGGCGUGCCGGGCUUGGCCAAGCUGGGCGCCGAUCGGAAUCUACAGCUCUUAGGUCAGGAGGAAGUUUGCAAGGCGGAACUAAAAAGUGAAUUGGACCUCGACACAGCUGGAAAUGGUCUGCGGCAGCACACGGAGGAGAUGGAAUUCAGUGCAGUGCUUAGCAAAGAUGUCGACUCGCAGUUUCUAAGCAAAGUUACCGUGAACUCUGACACGGUGCGUGAGCUCAACGAAGAAGGCCUCCUUGCCGCAGCUAAACACAAGAGAGAGAAAGGCCCUCUGGGUGACCACAAGGAGAACAAGGUGGUGGGCGACAGCUGCUUGGAUGUCGACAAAGAGCCGGAUAAGAAGCCCGCAAGGAAGAAACAGCUGCUGAGGCCCAGCCAGCAGGUGAAGGCACUCGCGGAGUCGUGCGAGAGGAAUGGUGCCGACGAGGCGCUCAGGGGGGACGGCAAGGACGCGCAGCGCAGCUCGUCGCAGGACCGGCAGAGCGACAUCUCCACACAUUCGGGCUCUGGAAGAGGCUACAUCUGCGACAGCGAGAGUGACAUCGAUGACCGGGUCUCCGACGUGAGCUCCGAGAAGCUCUUCAGCGCCGCGCCCACUAAAGUGUCUGGCUUCAGCAUUGCCGUGCUGACGGAUGAGAAGACAGAAGCGGUAGCGGAGAGCGCCAGUCCGCCGCCCGUGUCCGGGCUAGAGAGGAGCCGGGAGAGGCACCGCGACGCGUCGGUCGGCCGCCACGCGGUGGUGCCGCCACCACCGCCGCCGCCGCCGAGCAGCGCGGCCGCCCCUCGCUCCGCCGGCCGGCCCCCCGCCGCGUCGGCCACCGACCACCACCCCCGCAACGGCGCCGCCGGACAACCGCCGGCGACGCCCACGGCCGGGAGCCUCCCGCACGUCGCCCCCGCCCAGUCGCCCGCGGCGCCGACCGCCAACGGCCACCCCCACAACAGCGCCGCCAGGAGGAGCGCGACGCCUCUGAAGAGCCCGGCCCAACCCACGCACCUCCCCCCCUACCACCGGUCUCCCCCCACGCCCACCAUCCCCUACCAUCCCUCCCCGGGGGCUCCUUCCCAGUCCCUCUCAUUCCCCGUCGGGGGCAGCCAGGCCGCCCCGCUACCCUACCCGGGGGUUCCCCUGCGCCCGCCGCCCUCCCUCCCCCCGCCUCACCCCCACCACGGCCACGGGAUGUUUGUGCCGCCCCCACCGCCCAGCCUUCCUCCCCCUCCGCCGCUCACGUCCGGCAGCCUGCAAGUUUCCGCGCACCCGUCCUCCGCAGGCUACCAAGACCCUCUGCUGCUGAGGCAGGAGCUGGACAGCCGCUUCCUGGCAUCUCAGGCCAGCGGCGAGCGGGGGCCGGCGCUAGGCCCAGCCGCGCAGUACAUGCGCGCCGAGUUCCACCAGCACCAGCAUCAGCACCAGCAUCAGCACCAGCACACGCACCAGCACACGCACCAGCACACGUUCACGCCCUACCCGCCCGGCCUGCCGCCCAGCCUCCUGCCCGCACCCGCGCCACCCCCGCCCCUGGUGGGUACCGCCGCCCCCAGAAACUUUGACAAAUACGGUCCCCGAUUAGAAAACCCCUUCUAUCGACACAGCUUCUUUGGGCCCUACCACCCCGGCCUGCCCGGCCUGGCCCCCAUCCUCCCCCCGGCCGGGCCCUUCUCCUCGCUGCAGGGCGCCUUCCAGCCCAAGAAUUCCAGUGCAGUUGACGUAGCGGGCAGACCAGGGCCUGCGCCUCACUCCAUGCUCCCCAAAGACCCCCGGUUCACGGACCCGUUCAGACUACCCUUGACCAAGCCGGGGAAGUGGUGCGCGGCUCACGUGCGCGUGGCCUGGCAGAUCUACUACCACCAGCAGAAGGUGAAGCAGAUGCAGCUGGACCCGCACAAGCUGGACUUCGGGGGCAAGGCCGACCUACUCGGCCGCCCCCCCGUGCCCGGCCUCUUCCCGGGCUUUGCGCACCCCCACGAGCUGACGCGCCCCGCCACCCUCUUCUCGGCAGUGGCCGGGCCACCCCCCACGCAGUGCAUGCCCGGGCCCCCCACUCAUCACGGCAGCUUCCUCAACCCGGCCGCCCUCGACCCCUUCAGUCGGCCCAGUAGCUUUGGAGGUCUCUGCUCGCUCGGCACCAAUGCGUUUGGCGGCCUCGGCAACCCCGCGCUCAGUAAGCGCCUCCCCGUGGCAGCCUCGAACGGGGUGUACGGACAGAAGGAGGCCCUCGGCGUCCCCGCCAUGGGUGGCUCCCAGGACCCGUGGAACCGCCUCCACCGCACGCCGCCCUCCUUCCCCACGCCGCCGCCGUGGCCCAAGCCGCCCGCCGACCCCGAGCGGAGCAGCGCGCCGGCCGGGCCCAGCGAGCACCGCGACCGCUCCACAGCGGAGCACAGCAAAUCGCGGCACUGCAGCUCCUCCUCGUCUCCCGCGGCGACAACGACAACGUCGACGCCUGGCCAUGGCGCGAGCCGAGGGCCGGGUCCCGCCGAGCCGGAGCGACCGCGCGCCGACUCCCGUGAGCGGCCCGCGGAGCGGGAUCGUGCGGCCGAGCGGGCGCACGCCGACUCGCGGGACAAGGACCGGGGCGCCGUCGAGAGGGACGAUCGCUCGGUCGAGCGCCAGCCGGCAGCCGACGCCCGCGGAGGCAGCGGCGACAGGGACCGCACGGCGGAGCGCGAGCCGCCGGGUGCGGAGAGGAAGGACGACGACCGGGCCCGGGACUUCACCUUCCCCGGCAAGCAGCAGGCGAGCCACGAGCGCAGGGCGCACGCCGACGACUACGGCAAGGCCGCGUCGGCGCGACGGCAGAGCGGCGGCGGUGGAGACGACGUGCGGCCCGGGAGCACCGACAGGAGGCCGAGUGCGGAGGAGCACGCGCGGUCGGGGAACGCGGAGCAGAGAAAAGCCCCGGAGGAUCACGGACGGCCUGGCAGCCGUGACCGGUGGCUGAGCCUGGAGGACUAUGGCAAGUCGGGCAGCCUCGACCGGAGACUUAACCCAGAGGAGCUCGCCAAGAGCGGCGGGCUGGACCUGCGCGGCGUGCCGGCGGAUGGAAGGGGCGGCUCCUCGCCCUUUCCGCGGCUCCUCACGGCCGACGAGAGCCGGCAGCUGAGAGAGGCGGAGAGACGGGCGGAGGGUUCUGCCCGGGAGAUGGAGCGCCGUGGGGAGCAACCGAGGAAGCCCGGCGAUGUGCGCGUGAAGGAGGAGCGCAAGGAGGAGAGCGACGUGGUGCUGGUGCGCUCUGAACCCAUGCAGCAGCAGCAGCAUCAGCACCAGCACCAGCACCACCAACCUCAACCGCAUCCGCAGCAACUCCACACCCGGUCAAGUGACAACUCCCACCUGUCGGCCCCCAUGCACGCGUUCCCGCCGCCGCCGCACGGCAUGGAGAUUUACCCGCUCGGCCUCAACGGCAUGGCGGGCCUGGAGCGCGGGCGGAUGGUCUCGGCCGCGGCAACCAACCCUUACCUGGGCCUGUCUCACCUGGCCGGGCGGGACCGCUACCCGCUGUGGGACGGCAUCCGCCACCCGUUCCGCGACCACUACGCCGCGGCCAUGGACCACCGCAAGGAGAUGCUGGGCCGAGACUUUGUGGCGAUGCAGCGCUACGCCAACAUGCAGGCCAUGUACGACCAGAGCCGCGCGUACCGCGACCGCGAGCCGCACGACUACGGCCGCGAGCAGGCCAUCGCGAGCGGCCUCCUGUUGGACCCGCGCCGGCUGGCGAGCGACGAGCGCGAGCGCCUCCACUCGCUGGAGCUGGAGCGCUCGCGCAUGCACCCGGCCGUCUCUUCCGCCGCCUCCUCCGCCAUGCUGCUCGACGCGCAGUUGCACACGUCGCUGGCCGGGGCGUCGCUGCUUCCCGCCGGCUUCCCCGGGCUGCACUACCCACGCCUCCUGGGGCCCCACCUCCACCCCGGCUCCAUGCACCCGUCCCUGCACCCCCCCCACCACGGCCACGCGCCCCCCUCCUCCCACCCGCACGCUCACGUGGGCCACGGUCACCACAACGGGGCGCUCGCCAAGACCCCGCCCGCGGGGCCCCCCGCCACGAGCGGCCCUCCGCCGCUCAUCCCAGCCUCGGCCCGAGCGCCGUCGCCGCGCCGCUCCACGCCGCUCACGCCGGUCACGCCGCUGUCGGCGGCGCCGGGCGAUGCGCGUGACCGCUCCCCGACGCCGCGCGGCAGCCGCGAGGUAGAGGCUCGGUAACCCCCGGCCUCUCCCGGAGCUCGCCGAGCGCGGGACCCGCGCGCGCGUCUCCGUGCCGGCGUCUCGCGGAGCGAGCGGCGUUCGCGUGGAGGCGUCGCAACGGAGCGCAGCCUCCGCUGCUGCUGGUUGUGCACACGCGGUGCGCCGAACCGACGCUUGGCAAGGUGGAGCGGGGGAGUAGGGGCCGGACUUGCAAGUUCAACUCGGCCUUCGCGUUUUAGCUGCCGAAACGAGCCUCGGCGUUUGGCAGACAGCGGAGGUUUGCACAGCCGGCCGCUCUGCCAAGCGCCGUCGUCUUUGUCCACGAUUCCCUGGACCCUCUCCGUAGAGGGACCGACGACGUCUGGGCUGUGCUUAACGCGAAGGCUCCACAUCAACUCGCCAACACGCAGCACUUAGUUCCAGUCUCCAUAGCGGCCCGGGUUCUGAUUGUGCAACAAACGGCGGUCGGAGCGAAUUCUCGAACGAGCGCUACGUCUCGACACAGUGCAGCCACGACCUCCUUUUCGCAAGAGCUCCCCGUUGUCGCUCGCGUUUCAAGUCGGGUGGUUUUAGUGCCGCCGUCCCGGCACAGGGUUUGUCGUGGUCCCUGCUCUCUACAGACCCCCUCGUCCGCAGCAGCAAACUCCUUCGCCGGUGUCCGUGACCCGCCAGCGGCCGGAGGCACCCGGUCGCGGAGGAGGCACCCGGACGCAGGGCGGACGCAGGGCGGACGCAGGGCGCCGCUGCCGCGUGUAAAUAAAUAAAUAACGACCCUGCCCUUCCCCCGCAGCAGGAACGGCGUCAAGAGCACGGGCAGAUUCAAUAUACGUGCAUACGUAGGUGACAGAAGUCUAUAUUACAGUACCUAUUUAAAGUGUGAUGCAGUAUGAAUACAACUUUGAUGUCUAACGCUGUAUAAUUUUAAUUGUUUUGUAGAAUUUUGGAAGGUAGGGCCAUGGGAGCCAGGCAAAGCCAAAGUGGGCCCAGCCGCGUCGCCGGUUCCUCGCGUGUUCCGCGUCACGCGAGGGUUUGCCGUUGCGUCACGCGAGGGGAAUUUUUAACCCCCGGGGUUCCCUAAAGGCCGUGUAUAAAGGUGUACAUAGCUGCCGGUGUGCAGACCGCGUCGCGCCGACGACCGCGUGCGGUCAAUCGAGCGUGCGGUCAAUUGAGCGUGCGGUCAAUCGAGCGAUUAUCCCAUCCAUAUCCGAUUUCGAUCCCCCGAUUAGCGAGGCCGCGCAGACCUCUCGCGUCGCGCCGCCGCUCGGCAGGACGACGUUGGCGCCCUCGCUUCGAUCGCUCUGCGCGUCCAGACUGUUUGCGAACGCGCGUCGUGUUAUUUUUUUUUAGACCGCGCCGUUUAACCGGCCGUUGCGACGGCUGCUUCGUUGGCCUCGACCGCCGGGGGUGGGGGGGGGCGGCCGCUCGGGCGAACGGGGAGCGCGAGAGCACCGGCUCUCAGACACGCUGCUCCGGGGCCGGCUCGGAGACCAUGCCUUUUCCGUUUCAAACAAACUUGCCUGCCUUCAAAACCUUAACUCUGUGUGUACGGGGAUAGCACAAACAGCCGCCGUUAUCCGUCACGCCAAAAAAGACCCGGUGUCGUCGGAAGAGACCGACGAGUUACCCUGCAACCGUCCGGCGCGAACGUCGACGAGUUCUGCGAGCGACCGCGUUUUUCGGCGACGUUGACGAGAAUCGUUUCGAGAGGGAGACGGGAAGCCGUUUCUCCCGUGUUAAACUGCCAUUGCAUCACACAAUCUGGGAACGUGUACAUAUGUUUUAUAGCUGCUGGAGUGCGGGGACUGCGUUAGCCGUGCGGGUGACACAAAUUAAAUUUGUAAUUUUUAUAUUCCGUGCCCGAUGUGUACAGACUGGAGGGGCAGGGGCUGGGGGGGGAAGGGGGGGGGGCCUCGCGGACGCGUUAUUUAUGAGUCGGUCGGCAGGUGGUCUUGUCCGUCCCGUGAUUAUAUAAUCAAAAAAAGCUUUGCGGUUUUUGUGGUGCCAUGUUCCGUUCUAUUUGUAUGAGCAGCCUGUUGAUACACACAAUGUUUUAUGUAAUUAUUACGUUGUUUGGCCCCGUUCGCCGCGUACAAUUACGUUUCCUGGCCACCGUUUUCCUCGUGCUAUUUCAUACGAGAUGAAGUACGGCCGAGAAUAAAGCCACGUGGCUCCUGA
This is a messenger RNA of Lethenteron reissneri (Far Eastern brook lamprey), 7839 nucleotides long. RefSeq names its product autism susceptibility gene 2 protein homolog. The record is from RefSeq and is a predicted model, not a curated record. NCBI's taxonomy places the organism in Eukaryota, Metazoa, Chordata, Hyperoartia, Petromyzontiformes, Petromyzontidae.